AUGGUUUAGGAUUAAGACAUCCUUGAUAAAUCACCAGUAAGCAGUCACGAAAAAACUGACUUGAGAUCGUUCGGUUCAAUCAAGGAAAGCACCAAUACCUACAGAAACUUUAACAUUGCCUGCAUCUUGAUCAAUCUUUUGACCACUGCUUUUAUGGCUGUGUUUUUGAACUAUCUUGAUGGACUUUUGAUUGCAGUCUAUGUGGUUUAGUUCUUAUUCUGCUUUUCAAAUAUGAUUUUCUACUGCACAAACGAACUAGUUCAGCAAAAUUGGAUAAGACUAAGAAGGUUCUUAAUUUAUAUUCCCUUUGGAAUCUUGAACUUAAUCUACCUGUAUGAUUUCUUCAGAUUCUUCAAAUAGCUUGAGACCUAUAAUGACCAGUUCCAAGGUGGGGCUAAGGAAAGUGAUUAGGAUACUCAAAUGACAGAAGCCUUCGUGACUAUCUGGCUGACCCAUUUCAUCAUUAGUCCAUUCUUCCAGGGACUUUCUUACUGUGUUUACUCAUUUGAAGUGUCGAACUAACUCGAGAGAAAGAAUUUGCAAGCAAAUAUGGAUCCAAAAAUACUUUCACUUUACAGAUUCGAGCACAAGCAAAUCGGCGUCUAGUUCCCUAAGCUUGACUAUCCUAAGAUCAAUAAACUUGUAGGUGGAAUUGUUAAUAUCUUAAAAUCCAUAUAGAUCAAUAUUCAGCCAGUACAGUUAAAAAUAACAUUGGAUGAGGAGUUCGACUUCUAAGAUGAGUAUACUAAAAUCAAGAAACAAAGAUUUGAAAAGGAAGAAGAGCGCAAGUUGAGAAGAUAAAGAUUGUACCAAAGUGAGGAGUCCAUUAGAUAGAAGUAGGAAGAGAUGAAAAAACUUGAAGAAGAAAAGAUCAAUCUGGAAUAUGUGCAAUCGCUACAAGACAAGGAGAGGAAAGAGUUGGAAGAGGAGAGAAAGAGGAAAUUUGAAUCUGAGUCAAGAGAAUAAAAGAUACUUUAAGUUAUUAAUCAAUUCCAUCAAGUUGACUACGACAAGGCAAAACAAAUGCUUAUGCAAGCAAAUUGGAAUCUAGAUGCAGUUAUAGAUACAUUGUCAAGAUAAUUCCAAAUUCAGAAAAUGGAGGAAUAAAAAUUGCACGAGGACACUAUUAGUCUAAUGGAUGCUUACCCUCAGAUUGAAUACGAUUAAGCAUUCCAAACACUCUAAAAACAUUAAGGCAACCUAAUUAAUGCAAAAAAUGAGUUAAAAUAAUAGUAUUCAUUCAGCAUUAACUUCUCAAUGAGAGGCCCUUAGAAGCAAGAAAUCGAAUUGCUUAAAUCAGAAUUCAACAAACAAGAUGAUGCAAUCCUCAUGAUCACCUACCUCCAGAGUGUGAGACCUAUUAAUGACAGCUAUUAUAAGUUGUACAGAGACCCUCACUGCACUCAGCAGAUUUCAUAUAUUGAACUCUCGCAGUCAUUCAUACUUCUUGGAAUCAGGUCUAAUGACACUUUCUUUGUUCACAAGGAUACUAUCCCUCCCUACUGA
Molecule: messenger RNA, 1506 nt
Organism: Stylonychia lemnae
Lineage: Eukaryota; Ciliophora; Spirotrichea; Sporadotrichida; Oxytrichidae
Source: the annotation of a GenBank genome assembly